AUAGCCGCCAGGUGUAUGACACAAGCUCCGCCUCUCCGUCAGGUUUUUUCAACACCAAAAUAAACCGGAAUGCGCUGGGGCCGCCCGAAGAAGAAGAAGUUGAUGGUGGUGUUUGGGGGAGAAGGGCUACACACACACACACGAGACUACGGGCAUAUAAUCAUGUAAUAAAAAAUAAAAAAAUUCCCUUCUUCUGCGCUCUCUCUUUUAUUCCGUUUUUCUCUCUCUGUCUCCGUGCGUGUGUGUGUAGAGAGAAGGUUACGAGGGAGGUGCACCUGGAGAAGAACAGAGAAAAAAGGUGGGGAUAUGUUGUCAGUGUGUAUACAGACUCUGAGUAAGAGAGAGAGAGAGUCUCUGGCAUAGAGAAAGAGCAGGGUUUUUUUUCUUGUGCGUGUGUGUGUGCGUGUGUGUGUGUGUGAAGAGUUGGGGUACAAGAAACGGAAAAGUUCUUUUUAAUAAUCAAACAGUUUUUGGCUUUUUCUGUGUUGAGUUGGGGUUUGAUUUUGUUUUUUUCACACGUGGAGGCCGUGUCAUCGUGCAACUUUUGAUCGGAUAUAAUUUUUUCUCGAAUCCCCCAGGUGCGAAAACUCAGGUGCGCAUUUUUUUUUUUUUUUAUUGAAAUUUCGUACCGUGCACGCCAUUCUUUCCCUUACAUUUUUCGUGAUUACGCAACACGCACAUUGGCCAAAAAAAUCAGUUAAAAUAGUGAGAGUGUGCGCGCGUCUCUUAAAUAAAAAGAAACAGUGUCGGCAUAUAGAGAGAGAAAGAGAGAGAGAGAGAUCCCGUAUCGGUGGAACUGCACCGAAACAAUGGAAGUGGAACAGCUGGAACGUUCGACUACUGGCGCUGGCCGUGUAUUUUAUCGGCCGGCCUCGCGUAAUCGAAUCAACAGUAUGGAAGGUGUGGUGAUAAGUGGCGCAGAGACUCAGCAACAGCAGCAGAGAAUCCGGUUGGCAUCUUCCGUCCUAUCGGUGGCCACCAUCAUCAAAACGGAACCGCGCAACUCCGAUUCACCCACGACCACACCUCUCCAACAACAACAACAACACAACUCUUCCUCUUCUUGUUCUUCUCCUUCUCCGUCCUCUGCUAGUUCGAUCCGUCGAUCACGCUCCCGCAUCAGUACAGGGGGAGGCAGCCCAUUGGGUAGUUCACCGUCACCGACGUCGCCAUCUGCCGCAAUGCACCCGAUCUCCAUGUCGUUGCUACAUUCAUCGUCGCCGUCAUCUUCGCAUCACCACCAUCCGCACCAUCCGCAUCAAUCGUUUUACGGAGGAGGAUCGACGACGCCUACGUUGGUAGGGGCGUCGGCCAGCGGAUCGGUCCAUUCGCCGAGCCCGUUGAAACGAUCCAGGCACAUCAACAACAACAACAACAACAACAGCAGCAGCGCUAUGGAAGAAUGGUUACCUUCGCCCGGCCAAAUGUCUGUCGAUUCCAUGUCGCCACCGCCUCCGCCCAGCAGUUCGUCCAUGUCGAUGAGGGCAGACGGCCUUUUAGAGCCGGGCCAGCAACAGCAGUUGCAACAGCAACGCGCGUCCAGCAAUGGCCAUUCUACCUUACCGCCUUCGGUCAUCUCGUCGUCGAACGGCUAUUCACCAUCGCCCAUGUCGACGGGCAGCUACGAGCCGCCAUUCAGCCCUGGCGGUGGAGGAGGCAAAUUAGGUCGAGAAGAUUUGUCGCCACCAGGCAGCGUCAAUGGCGGCGGUGGCUAUUCGGUGGACAGUUUCACCGACGCCAAGAAGAAGAAAGGUCCCGUACCUCGACAGCAAGAGGAACUGUGUCUGGUCUGCGGUGAUCGAGCUUCCGGUUACCACUAUAACGCCCUCACCUGCGAAGGAUGCAAAGGAUUCUUCCGGCGGAGUAUAACGAAAAAUGCAGUCUACCAGUGCAAAUACGGAAACGGAUGCGACAUUGACAUGUACAUGAGGCGAAAGUGUCAGGAAUGUCGACUCAAAAAAUGCCUCACGGUCGGCAUGCGGCCCGAAUGUGUUGUGCCCGAGUACCAGUGCGCCGUCAAAAGGGAGGCAAAGAAAGCGCAAAAGGAGAAGGACCGGCCCAAUUCCAGUUCUUUGGGAUCACCUGACAUGAAAGAGCCGGAAAUCAAGGCCAUCCACCAGCAACAACAACAGCAGCAACAACAGCAAAUGCAGCAGCAGCAACAGCAGCAAUUACAGCAACACAUACACGUGUUGGACGAGAAACCGAUGAUCGUUUGCGGCCCUGCCAACGGUGGAGUCAGCAACGGAUCGCCCGUCAAACCCCUCAGUCCCGAACAGGAGGAGCUCAUCAACCGGCUCGUCUAUUUCCAGGAAGAAUUCGAUCAGCCGUCCGAAGAGGACCUGAGGAAAAUUUCGACGUCGGGCAUUCACGAGUCGGACGCCGAUGCCAAAUUUAAACACAUAACGGAGAUGACGAUCCUGACGGUGCAACUGACGGUGGAAUUCUCGAAGCGGUUGCCCGGUUUCGACACGCUCCUGCGGGAGGAUCAGAUCACGUUGCUCAAGGCGUGUUCCAGCGAGGUGAUGAUGUUGCGCUGCGCACGGCGCUACGACGCCAACACGGACUCUAUCGUCUUCGCCAAUAAUCUGCCCUACACCCGCGAGUCGUACAACAUGGCCGGCGUCGGUGACACGGCCGAUUCGCUCUUCCGCUUCGGCAAGACCAUGUCUCUCAUGAAAGUGGACAAUGCCGAGUACGCUCUACUCACGGCCAUCGUCAUCUUUUCGGAACGACCGGGAUUGGUGGAGGCGAGAAAGGUGGAAAAGAUCCAGGAGAUUUACCUGGAGGCGCUGCAGGCUUACGUGAUGAACCAUCGGGUGCGGCCGAUGACGGAGUUUGCCAAACUCUUGUCGGUGCUAACCGAGUUGCGCACGCUCGGCAACCUCAACUCUGAGAUGUGCUUUUCUCUCAAGCUCAAAAACAAGAAACUGCCGCCCUUCCUCGCCGAAAUUUGGGACGUCCAUUCGUGAACGCCAUCUCUGCCCUUUAGGAAAAAAACAAAAACGAAAAAGCAGCACGCCACGCGUGAUUCUACUACACCUACCCCGCGCUCCGUAACACAAAGUACUCCGCGUCCAAAAGUGAAAAGAAAAGAAAAAAAAAAAAAUCGUUUUGGCUCCUGCCCCAGAUCUUUUUUUUUUUUUUCCAAAAUCCGGACCAAUAUGCCUGGGUUUAAACAAACAAAACAAAAUGUUCUUGUUAUUGAGUAGAUCGUUGGGAAGCGCGCGGACUUUAGUUAGUUGGCCCAGGUGUUCACGAUCCAAGUAUAAACGGAGAGGACGAAGUAGGCAGAGAAAAGAAACACAGUACCUGAGAGAGACAAGUUUCGCGCUUCUCUCUUUGGCGCGCGAUUCAUAAGAGUUUAAACAGUUAACGGUAAGGCUCGUGUUUCAUGUUUGUACAUGUGGUUUUGUGAUGAAAGAUCUUAGUGCGACGAUAGAAAGGCGGAUAGAAAUCCACAUUUUUAAAGCGUUUGGGUGGGGAAAUGUAAAAAAAAAAAAACAAAAAAAAAGGGGGGCAAAUUGUUUGUUUGUUAUUAACGAAAGAAAAAUUUUAAUUCGUUUUCUUCUUGGCAAAUUGGGUUGUGAGAUUUAGGCCAAUAAUUUAUGUUGCCGGACAGAAAUUGUUUGCCCAAAGACUAACUAAGAAAAAAAAAUUUAAAAAGAAAACAGACGAUAGGAACGGACAAUUCAAAAUCACGGGGUUGUGACUUCUUUUUUUUUCACGUUUUUUUGUUAUGUGUAAAACAAAAAUUUCGUUUUCUGGUUUUUGAAUAGCAAAAAUUGAACGACAUCUUAGCCCCGAAAUUGAAAAAAAAAAGACUAUUUAUCUCUUCGUGCGAUGUGUACAGUAAAGGGAAGUGAGCUGGUAAUUUAUAUUAUUGAUUAUGCAAAACGGAGAAAGAACACACACCCCAAGAAGGAAAAUAUCGUCGUAUAAAAAAUCCAUUGAUUAGCUGAAUACUUUCCUUUUUUUCUUUUAUUUCCCCAUUUGGCUGGAGAAAAUGUAGUUCGUGAAACAAUUCAUCGAUCGAUUGUUUCUCAAUUUUCUCUCCCUGUUGCAACUUUGGAAAGUCAACACUAAAAAAAGACGUUCGUAUGGGGUUACGAAUGUGGACCAUUUUUAUAUUUUUAUAAAAGCAAAACAAAAACAAAAAACGUAUGGAAAGGCGGAAAAGUUGCAAAAGCGCAAAAAUUUGUUCGUCGUAAUUCGACAUCUUGCCGUCUGUUAUAUGUUGUGUGCUAUCUCUGUUGUUGUAACAUAAUCUUCAUAACGGCUAUUGUUUCCCGCACAAUCUUACCGCCCCUAUCUCUCAAUUUGGUUCAUUUCUUUUUUUGUGUGUGUGACUUGUAACAAAUCUGUGAACGCCAUUUUCUUUUCCGCAUACGCACACAUACAAAAACACGAACACAGGGAGGGGAAAAAUUAGAUAAUUGUUAUUUUUUUUUUUCGGUUAUACUUAUUCCGUCUUUGAUUAUGACACGACCUUUGUCGUUUUUGUUUCCCCUUCCUGGCAAAACAUGUAUCCCUCCUUUUGCCUCUCUUAUUUGAAAGAGAAAAAAAAAUGUGGCAAUAUUAUAUAACCCCCCCUAUUGUUUACUCUGAUUUUUUUUUUCACGUCUCUCAAAUUGUCGUUUCCAUCAGGAUUUUUUUUUUUUUUGGUGCACAAAAGAAACGGGGAUUUCUUUUUUCCCGAUUUUCUUUCGAAUUCGUUUAUCUUCUCUCAUCAGGCUCAUUUCUGUUGUAAGAAAAAAACCCCAAAGAGCCUUUGAAUUGUUUCAUUUGUUGCUUUAAUUCGUUUGUUUGUUUUUUAUAAACGAUUUUCCAUCGAAAUUUUGUCACUGAUAAGAAGAAGAAAAAAAGGAGAGAAAACCAAACAUAAAAAUGGUUUGCCUUGUUGUGUGUGUGUUUUUUGUAUGUGAGGUGCUUUCAAUUCUCCUAUUUUAUAUACGCACACGACCGUUUAUGAUAUACAUAUAUACAUAUAAUUAUAUUCAUCCGGAAGUGCUCUAUUGCUAUACAUGUAACACGUGUAUCGUUUUGUGUGUUGUGUGUCUCUCUCUCUGUGUCCAGUGUGUUUCUCUUUACGGUGCUGAUGUGUUCUCCUUCCUUCCUUUUUUAUAUAAGACACGAGAAAAAAAACACACAUUUUUACCUUUGGUUUGUUUGUUUUUUUAAUUUGGAUGUGUACAACUUUUUUAAUUUUAAACAGAAAAGCAAAAACAAAUUUGAUGAUGAUAAAACGGUGCGCGUGUUCGAAGAUCGCCGGUAUAUGAUAAUCGUGUGUGUGUGUGUGUGUGUCAAUCGCGAUGUAAAACAACUAAAAAAGAAAGAAAGUUGUGUUGUUCUUUUUCUCCUGUCUCGGCAUAACAUAUUAUACAUUAAACAUGAAUGAAAACACGAAUAACGUUAUUAUAUUGACAUUUUGAAAGA
Molecule: messenger RNA, 5436 nt
Organism: Daphnia magna
Lineage: Eukaryota; Metazoa; Arthropoda; Branchiopoda; Diplostraca; Daphniidae
Product: ecdysone receptor
Exons: 9
Coding region: 810-2972 (720 amino acids)
Biological process (GO): cell differentiation; ecdysone receptor signaling pathway; positive regulation of transcription by RNA polymerase II
Cellular component (GO): nucleus
Molecular function (GO): zinc ion binding; RNA polymerase II cis-regulatory region sequence-specific DNA binding; ecdysone binding
Source: RefSeq, a predicted model, not a curated record